Messenger RNA from Euleptes europaea (tarantolino), 711 nucleotides. It is a transcript of the gene RABL3, whose product is annotated as RAB, member of RAS oncogene family like 3. Gene Ontology annotation, molecular function: GTPase activity. Gene Ontology annotation, biological process: intracellular protein transport. The transcript is spliced from 8 exons. Bases 1 to 711 code for a protein of 236 amino acids. The record is from RefSeq and is a predicted model, not a curated record. Gene Ontology annotation, cellular component: endomembrane system. NCBI's taxonomy places the organism in Eukaryota, Metazoa, Chordata, Lepidosauria, Squamata, Sphaerodactylidae.
AUGGCCGCCUUGGAGAGGGUGAAGGUGCUGGUGCUGGGAGAUUCAGGUGUGGGGAAGUCCUCCCUCGUCCACCUGUUGUGUCACAAUCAGAUGUUGGGAAACCCGUCUUGGACAGUGGGCUGCUCCGUAGAUGUUCGAAUUCACGACUACAAAGAAGGAACUCCAGAAGAGAAGACCUACUACAUCGAGCUAUGGGAUGUUGGUGGCUCAGUGGGCAGCGCCAGCAGUGUGAAAAGCACCCGGGUUGUCUUCUACAAUUCAGUCAAUGGCAUCAUUCUAGUACACGACUUAACCAACAAGAAGUCCUCCCAGAACUUGUAUCGGUGGUCUUUGGAAGCUCUCAAUAGGGACGCGGCCCCCUCGGGAGUCCUGGUGACAAACGGGGAUUACGACCAGGAGCAGUUUGCCGAUAACCAGAUCCCGCUGCUUGUCAUCGGGACCAAACUGGACCAGAUCCCGGAGGCGAAACGCAACGACGUCUUGACCAGAACGGCCUUUCUGGCUGAGGAUUUUGGUGCAGAAGAAAUUAACCUGGACUGCACCAACCCUCGCUACUUGGCAGCCGGCUCUUCCAACGCUGUCAAGCUCAGUAGAUUCUUCGAUAAGGUCAUAGAGAAGAGAUACUUUUUACGAGAGGGGAACCAGAUACCCGGCUUCUCUGAGAGGAAGAGAUUUGGAGGGGGUUUUGUAAAGAGCCUUCACUACGACUGA